AUGGAAGUUCAAGUAGAUGAAGAGCCGGUGGAAAAGUCUAGGGUUGUGAAGGUUGAUUCUUUGGAGGCUUGGGACUUGUCUGUAACUGAAGCCACUAACCAAGGCAGCCCUAUUGUUGUGCAUUUUACUGCUUCCUGGUGUAUGCCCUCUGUGGCUAUGAACCCGUUCUUUGAAGAACUGGCCUCAAGCUAUCCAGAUGUUCAGUUUCUCACUGUUGAUGUUGAUGAAGUUCAGGAGGUGGCGACUCGGCUUGACAUAAAGGCUAUGCCGACUUUUUUGGUGAUGAAGGAAGGUGCACAGGUUGACAAGGUUGUGGGUGCCAAUCCUGAAGAGAUAAGGAAAAGGAUUGAUGGUUCCGUUCAGUCCAUACGUAUAUCUCUUGCAUAGCACUAGUAUACUGGGGGAUAUUAUACAUCUGCAACUUGUGAAAUAAGUGGUUGACAAGGUUUGUACAUAGAUAAUGGACAUGGAUGAUAAGUUUAUCUUGGUUGCUGUAAAAUUUGGUGCUUCGGACAUUUUUUUUGUAUCCAUUUCUUCUGUGUGUGAGGUCAUCCUGCUCUUAAAUUUCAUCUUAAGCUUCAAAAGUUGUAAUUGGUUCUGUACAUUCAGUGAGAUGUUAAGAGUUGGCUGAUUUGAUUUUCAA
Messenger RNA from Rosa chinensis, 643 nucleotides. RefSeq names its product thioredoxin-like protein CXXS1. The coding region runs from base 1 to 387 and encodes 128 amino acids. NCBI's taxonomy places the organism in Eukaryota, Viridiplantae, Streptophyta, Magnoliopsida, Rosales, Rosaceae. The transcript is spliced from 3 exons. The record is from RefSeq and is a predicted model, not a curated record.